AUGGGAUCCAGCGCCUCCGCCUCCGCUCACAGAGGGCUCUUGGCGAACGCUGCACAAGAUGACCUCAACGACUUCGUUCAAAGCCUCUCCGAGGAAGCCCGCAGCAAUCUGACCACGGCGCUGCAGCUGGUGUCCCAAUCUGUGGGUGCAGAGGCAGAUCCCAGCACUCAGGACGAGGCGAAGAAUGAGCAGCUCCUUCGCGAGGAUCUCAAAAGUUGUCGCUUGGCGCUUGGAGACCUACAUGAGGACACCUUGGCCUCUCUUGUGCUACUGGCAAGGUUUCUCAAGGACAAAGAGCGGUGUGAGGAGGCGGAGCCCCUGUUCCGUGAGGCAUUGCAUGGCCGUCGCGAGAAACUUGGAGACCUUCAUGACGACACCUUGGACUGUCUUGUAAGAUUGGCGGAGUUGCUCAAGGACACAGAGCGGUUUGGAGAGGCGGAGCCGCUGUACCGCGAGGCCUUGCGUGGACGCCGUUCCAAGCUUGGCGACAGUCAUGCGGACACGCUGAGCUGCAUCUAUGGCCUGGCUGGCUUGCUGAAGAAGACGGGGCAACUGGACGAGGCAGAGCAGCUCUUUCGCGAGGAGCUCGAAGGCUGUCGCGUGAACCAUGGAGCCCAGCAUGAGGACACCUUGGCUUCUCUUGUAAACUUGGCGAUGUUUCUCGAGGACAAAGAGAGGUAUGAGGAGGCGGAGCCGCCGUACCGCGAGGCCUUGCGUGGCCGCCGUUCCAAGCUCGGCGACAAGGAUCCGAAAACGCUGAAGUUAGUCUAUAACCUGGCCGACUUGCUGAAGAAGACGGGCCAACUGGACGAGGCAGAGCAGCUCUUUCGCGAGGAGCUCGAAGGCUGCGCCUUGCCAUCGUUCAGCAGAGAGACCUAUGGGAGCACUAUGGGCGGGCGGUGGGACUUGCUUGUGCCCAUGCUUGUGUCCAUGCUUGUGCCCAUGCUUGUGCCCAUGCUUGUGCCCAUGCUUGUGCCCAUGCUUGUGCCCAUGCUUGUGCCCAUGCUUGUGCCCAUGCCAGAAGUAGCAUCAAGAUACAUCAAGUACCCCCUCCGCAGCAGCCUGAACAACCUUGCUGUGCUGCUCAAGGAGGAGGGGUGUUCGGGAGAAGCGGAGCCGCUGUACCGCGAGGCCUUGCGUGGCCGCAGGAGCCCCAGAGGCCGCUCCAAGCUGGGCGACACUCAUCCGGACACGCUGAGCAGCAUCUAUAGCCUGGCCGCCUUGCUGAAGCAGAUGGGCCAACUGGACGAGGCAGAGCAGCUCUUUCGCGAGGAGCUCCAAGGUCGCGUGAAUCAUGGAGCCCAGCACGACGACACCUUGGCCUCUUUUGAAAACUUGGCGGAUUUUCUCAAGGACUCGCUGCCGCGCUGCUAG
This is a messenger RNA of Symbiodinium natans, 1374 nucleotides long. The record is from the annotation of a GenBank genome assembly. Lineage: Eukaryota; Dinophyceae; Suessiales; Symbiodiniaceae.